This is a messenger RNA of Centropristis striata (black sea bass), 1983 nucleotides long. RefSeq names its product chromosome 16 C14orf28 homolog (gene dorip1). The transcript is spliced from 5 exons. NCBI's taxonomy places the organism in Eukaryota, Metazoa, Chordata, Actinopteri, Perciformes, Serranidae. The record is from RefSeq and is a predicted model, not a curated record. Bases 158 to 1177 code for a protein of 339 amino acids.
CUGUAUUUACACAGUCCCAACUUCACUGUUUAUCGGGAUUGUUUUGAUCCGUACCAAGACGUAAUUAUUUAGAAAAUCACCAGAAAGUGCUAAAAAUACUAUACUUAAUUUAUCUGACUUUACUCCUGUUGUAAGACAUGAAGAAAUACAAGGAGCUAUGGAGAGUAGAUUCUGUGUUUUGAACGACACCGAAGAGCUCCAAACGCUAAUUUCAAACACUGAGGACGAUUUCCACUUCGAAAGGUCUAAGACACUGUUUGAGGAAAUUCGUGCCUCCAUCAACAACAAUGACGAGGAGGAUCACUCCUUCUGGAGGCCUGUGCUGCCUUGGGGAGGCGUCUUUACCAUCAGGGCAGGGCGGAAGGCCAUAUCUUGCACCCCUCUGUACGUCAAAAUCAACCUAAAAAACACCUGCACCAUCGAUGGCUUCCUCAUGAUCCUGUAUGUGAUCCUGCGGGACAACCAGGGCUUCUCCCGGGAGCUGGCUGUCUUCCUGGGCAAGCAGUUUGUGGAGUAUUUCCUCUACCUGAUGGACUCCUGCGACUACACUACAGUGAAGAUGCUGUGGAUCUGGGACAGGAUGUCUAAAAGACAGUACCGCUCUGAGAUCCACCAGGCAGCCAUGGAGAUCGACCUGUUUGGUAACGAGCAUGAAAACUUCACAGAGAACCUGGAGAACCUCAUGUCAACUAUGCAGGAGAGUCUGUGCACCAACUGGAGCUGCCUGGCCCGCUUCCAGGAGUUCAUCAAGACAACGAUCACCAUCAGCCCCCCUCAUGAGCUGCCACACAGAGACCCCAUUCAGUCAGCCGUGGACAAGUUCUUCUGCCCCAAACUGCUCCUCUGCUCAGAGCUGGGGUGUGAUGGUCUAAGGGAGUUCUCUCAGAGAGUUUUCUGCCAUGGACCUCCACCUUUUGUCAUUCUCAACAUGCAGCAGUGGAAGUCUGAGGAGCUGUCCUAUGUUCCUUACCAGCUGGCUCUCUGCCAGCACAGGUACUUACUAGAGGGUGCCACACUCUUCAACAAGGAGGAGCAUCACUACUCUGCAGCCUUCCAGAUCGACGGCUGCUGGAUGCACUAUGACGGCCUGAGGAGCGACAAUCUGAUCCUGUUACACAAGCCGCCAGAGCUCCUGCUGCUGUCCUCACUGGUCUACAUCCGCGCCUCAGACAAGUGAACUCCUCUCAUCACAAGUGGGCACAUGGAUGAGCAGGAGUCGCACCGUUCAACCACGUUCCUAUGUUUAUAUUUUUAUUAAUUCCUGUCAGCUGUUGCUUCCUCUGCUCCAUUUCACCUGAAUGCUUGCAGAAAGCUUACUUUGCAAAAAUGGAAAUUACUUUCUUUUGGGCAUGCUUGGAAUCCAAGAUAAUAAUGGACUAUAAUAGUUCUGGGUUGAUAUGCAUAAAUGACAGUAGCAGUGAGUAAUGCACAUACAGUUACAGGACACUUAAGGGAGAUUGAUGUGAUUUUUACAACAUCAUGUUUGUCAAAUGGAUUACACUCUGAGGGUGUAUUGUAUAGGAGAUGACAGUGUACCACAAUUUAUUCAAAAUUGCAAAUGUACAAUUUUGGCAAUUUAUUUUUACAUGUAUGCAUAUCAGCCCUUGUUUUGAAUGAAACUGGUGCUAUUUACACUGUGAGCUGAGGCUAAGAAACAACCAAACAAGGCCUGCUUCCAAUGCCUGGUUAACUUCUUUUUUUGUUAAGAUGCUUAAAUUGGAAGCAAGCAUUUGAUACAGUGAGUGAAUGUUAAAAUAUAUAUGAAGUGUUUGUGGCAGUCUGAAAAGUAUUUUUUCUGACACUACAGGCUUCAAUAUGGAUGAUAAAUUCAAGUAUUUUAACACUAGCUCAGCACAAAUAUCUUUGCUUUUUAAGUAAUUUGUAACCAUAUACAUAACUGCAUCACACAGUGCCUCUACCAAGAAUCCUGAUGAGUAUAAAAUUGCUGUUUUUCUAUGCAAAAUACAAAUAUUUUGAAAGAUA